Molecule: messenger RNA, 3846 nt
Organism: Xylona heveae TC161
Lineage: Eukaryota; Fungi; Ascomycota; Xylonomycetes; Xylonales; Xylonaceae
Product: histone H3-K4 methyltransferase Set1
Exons: 3
Coding region: 1-3846 (1281 amino acids)
Cellular component (GO): Set1C/COMPASS complex
Molecular function (GO): histone H3K4 methyltransferase activity; protein binding; nucleic acid binding
Source: RefSeq, a predicted model, not a curated record
AUGUCGUUCGCCGACUUCUUUCCCGCAGCCCCCAAAGCUGCAAAAAGAGCUGCAGAGGAACGACAACGAGCGCGGGGCAAACCAACCGAUAUUCUCUCUGCCACGAGCGUCUCUGCCGGGGUCAUAGUCCGCCCGUCAGGGUCUGAAGAUUCACAAAUCUCCCGCCCCGGCGGUGUCACGAGCGGUUCAAUUAUCGAACAGGCCGUGACGGGCCAAGAGGACAGUGAAUCCGUGCCAGGAGACCUUUUGAACGGAGUAGGCUCCGCGAGCUCUCACGCAAGCACCGUGUCUUCUGUCUUCAGCGCGAAUAAUCAACUCUCAAUCAUUUCCAAUGCCGGCGCAAUUUCUAACCUUCAUAAUCUCACACCUCUAACAAACACCGAGUCCUCUCCCCCCGGAAAAGCGCCGAGCUCUCCUCAAUUCAAAUCCACCUAUGGCCAUACCCCUACGGAUGGCUCUCCUGGCUUUGUUGAGCCAUUGCCCGACUCUGACGCAAUGGUCGCAAAUGCAAUGACACCAGCGCACACCCCACUUGAGUCGCGCCUCUCUGCCCGGCCUGCUGGUGUCAAAGGAUCCAUAGCCACAUAUGAUCCUGAGCUUGACCCGAAGCUCAAUUCGAAGCAGAAGCGAAAAUUAAAAGCAGUAUAUCGAGAGUUUGGUGAAGAGGACGAUGAUCUACCUCCCAAAGACCCCCGAUUAGCAAUUCCUCACUAUACCAAAGGCGCAGCCAACAAGCCUAAAUGCAAACUCAGAACCGCGCCUUAUAUCCUGAAAGCCUUUCCGUUUGACUCUGCCACAUCUGUCGGCCCAGGCCCCCCCACACAGGUAGUCGUUACUGGUUUCAAUCCGCUGACGCCCGUCUCACACAUCAAUGCACUGUUUUCGAGCUUCGGCGAGAUUGCUGAAACGAGUAACAAGACCGACCCAAUAAGUGGAAGUCUCUUGGGCGUAUGCUCGAUCCGGUACAAGGACAGGAUAGUGCGCGGCGCGGCGCCCCAGCUUGCCAUUGAUGCUGCGAGAAGGGCGGAGAAAGGGGGCACUGGCCAGCGCAUUGGGACGUACACUGUGCGGGUUGAGAGAGAUCGAGAAGGUCGGCGAUGUAGACGCGCCGUCGAGGCGGUGCUCCAUCGAUUAAGAGGUGAAGAGAAGAAGCCGGAAGAAAAAGAGACGCCUCCGCAAACCGUCCCGAACUCUGCGCCGCCCCCAACCGCACCCAAGGGCCCCUCAGUCAAGGUCGCACCAAAGAUUCCCGAAGGCCCAAAGAAUACCAGCCGGCCAGGAUUUCCAUCUCUAGUGGAGGAAAGCCCGAUCCUGAACCAGCUAAAGCGGGAGCCUUACAUCUUCAUCGCCCAUUGCUAUGUCCCGGUUCUUAGCACAACGGUCUCGCACCUUAAGAAGCGUUUGAAGGCUUUCGAUUGGAAGGAGGUCCGAUUGGAUAAAACAGGGUACUAUGUCAUUUUUGACAACUCCCGACGUGGUGAGGACGAGGCCUUGCGAUGCUACAAGGCGUGUCAUAUGACGCCACUUUUUACAUAUAUCAUGAAUAUGGAAUGUCAGCAAUAUGGCAAUCCCAGCUACGAACGCAGCCCGAGUCCUGGCCAGGUGGAAGCGGAGAAACGCGACAAGGCCGAGCGAGAACGGCGCAGGGUGGAAUAUGAGCAAGAGAUUGAAAUCCAAAAGAAGCAAAGAGCGAGCGAUUUAGACCCUGUGCGAGAGGCUGCCGACAUUGUGAGACGAGAACUCAUUGAGAAGCUUCUGAGCGACAUCAAGUCUCGCAUCGCUGGGCCGGCACUCUUCAACUACCUCGAUCCCGACCGACACGUCGACAAAAGACGCAGGCUGGGAAUUUCUGAUCCGUAUGACACCCGGCGGCCCACGAUUCACAUUGAGCGAACCGAUGAGAGUCCUCUGGCUGGUACGCCAGAUUCGCGGGCCGAUCCGAUGGCAGCAGGCCAACGCCGGCCGCUUGGCUCCUCGACCCUUAACAUCACGGCACUGCCUCGAAUCAGGAAGGGUGCUGGCACAAAGCAAGGCAUUGUGGGCUUUGCCGACGAGCGGCGAAAACGGCCUGUGCCUAGAAAGGCUGAUAUUCGACCUCUUCACCACCGGCUUCAUCAAUUCUACGAUGAGGAGGACUCGGAAGAUGAGCAAAGGACGCCAAUGACGAGAGAUACUGAAGAGCAGGAGAGCAGGCCUCUUAGCAGGAUGAGCACCACCAGUGCCGAGUCAGAAGACGAAAACGCCAAAGUACCGGUCAAAGACCGCACAGAAGAAGACUUGGAAUCUCGAUGGGGCGGUGAAGAUGAAGGCGAAGACGGCCAAGCUACGACAUUUAUCCACUCUGAUGCCUACAGGGAUGAGACGGUGGAUGCUAGUAUAGAAGAGCUUGCUCGCGAAGCGAACAUGCUGCCGUUGAGUUCCAAGAAGAGAAAACGGUUACUCAAGGAACUGGAGGCACGAAAGAAACAGAGAGAGGAUGAUAAGUUGUUUGGUAUUGAGAGGGAGGACAUUGAGACAUUUGAAGCCGCGCCCAUCAAUAUCGAGAUUGAAGUACCUGGAGAGGAGCAGGAAGUCAAGGCCGAAGCCGAAACUCCGGUGGAAGAUCUCGGCGAACUACCUGACGCGACAGAGGCCACGGCCAAGACAAAACCGAAGAAGAAGGGCGCGAAGCCAAAGAAGAAGUCGAAGAAGCAGUUGUUUGAGGAACGGGAACUCAAAAAGGCACAAGAGAGAGCGCUGCUCGAAGAUAUUCAAGAGGAGCAACCUGCCGAGGAAAUCGAGGAGGAGCCGCAGCCAGAGGAGGAGAUUGAGCCAGAAGCCGAGGUUGAACCUCCGAGGGCGGAGGUGGAAUGGGGCGUAUCUUCAGAUGUACCCAGGCGAACCGUGGAGGAUGACGAGAGUAUUAUCCUCGACCUGGAUGGAUGGCAACAUCUCAUCAAGGACAAUGAAGAUCUCCACUUCCUUCAAGACGUGCUCAAGGACGAGCCAGAGGCUGACUUGGGCCACGCGGCCGCUUGGGCAUGGAAACAAAAGGAGAUUAAGGCUCUCAACCGGGGCGGCGAGCGCGGACCAGUGCGGAGCAAGACAAUGAUUGAAGGAUACUAUGUCCCGAACGCUUCAGGCUCGGCACGGACAGAAGGCACAAAGAAGAUUUUGGAGUCUGAAAAGUCCAAAUACCUGCCGCACCGCAUCCGCGUGCAAAAGGCCAGAGAGGAACGCGAAGCGCAAGCCAAGAACGAGACACAGUCGGUCGUGGACGCAGCCAAGCUUGCUGCUGCCAAGAGCAUCUCCGGCUCAUCAUCGCGCUCUAACCGUGCGAACAACCGCCGCCUCGUCGCCGACAUUAACGCUCAGAAGCAAGUCAUUAGCGGUGAUGCGGACGUGCUUCGGUUCAACCAGCUCAAGAAGAGAAAGAAGCCGGUCAAGUUUGCCCGCUCCGCCAUCCACAACUGGGGUCUGUACGCCAUGGAGAAUAUCUCUGCCAACGACAUGAUUAUCGAAUACGUGGGCGAAAAGGUCCGACAGCAGGUGGCAGAUAUGCGCGAGAGACGAUAUCUCAAGAGCGGCAUUGGAAGCAGCUACUUGUUCCGAAUUGAUGAAACCACCGUCAUCGACGCGACCAAGCGUGGAGGCAUUGCCCGAUUCAUCAACCACAGUUGCACGCCAAACUGCACGGCAAAGAUUAUCAAGGUCGAAGGAAGCAAGCGGAUCGUCAUUUAUGCCCUUCGGGACAUUGCUCAAAACGAAGAACUCACGUACGAUUACAAAUUCGAGCGUGAAUUCGACAGCGACGAUCGUAUUCCUUGCUUGUGUGGCUCUUCUGGCUGUAAAGGCUUCCUCAAUUAG